AUGGCGGCGGCCGGUGCGGCCGAAGAGGCCGCGGUGUUGGCGGAGGCGAAGGCGCUGAAGGGCGCGCUGCGCCGCCGGCUGGCCGCGCUGGACUCGACGGAAGACACGGACGCUCGCGUCUUGCCGUCUCUCAACGCCGUGGAGCGCUUUUUCGCGUCGAAGAAGUACACCCGCGCGACCUUCGACGCCGUGAAGGCCCAGGUCCAGCUCCUGCUCUCCGGAAAGGCCGGCACGGCGCGCCUCUCCACCACGGGGCCCCGCGGGACCACCAACCGCGCGCCCAUGACGUCCACGACGGGCAAGCGCCCGCAGGCCGUGCGCGCCUUCGUCGGCGCGAACAAGCCCUCGGGCGCCGCGGACCGCGCGAAGGACCUCGCGCAGGUGGCCGCGGCGCGCGCCAAGGCCCUCACGAAGCCGCGGCAAACGCUGCCGAACUACGGCUCGGUGAAGCACGGCGACGGCGCCGCGCCCCCGGCCAAGGGCCGCGCGUACGUUCCGCCGCCGCACCUCCUCCGGGAGCACCAGGACCGGCUGGCGCGCUCGCAGCAGCGCCGGUCGUUCGCGCCGGAGGACGCGCGCGAGAUGCCGACGCACCUGAUCGAGGUGGUGGCGCGCGCGCAGACGACGGGCUGGGGGCAGGUCUCGCGGCAGGAGCAGCUCGCGGCGGAGGCUGCGGAGCGGGCGCGGAAACAGGCCAAGUUGGAGCGGCAGCGGCAGCAGAAGCUGCUGCUGGACCGGCAGAUGGAGGAGCAGAGCGAGGAGGCGCGGCGGGAGGCGGAGCGGCAGCGGGCGGAGGCGGCGGAGCUCGAGCGCAAGCUGCAGGCGGUGCGGGAGGCGGAGGAGGGGGAGUAUAGGCAGAAGCUGGCCAAGAUGGAGCGGACGCGGGGGCUCUUCGAGGAGCAGCUGCAGGAGCGGCGGCGGAUCGAGGCGGAGGCGAACGAGCGGGAGAUGUUCGACGGGUGGCUGGAGCACCAGGAGGCGCUGCGGCAGAUCGCGGAGGACGCGGAGGCGAAGCGGUUGCGCAAGGUCGCCGCGCAGGCCGAGAUGGAACAAACGCUGGCGGAGAACGCAGUGCGCUUGGAGGCGCGCAGGAAGGAGGAGGCGCGCGCGCGGGAGGAGGACGCGCGGCUGAACAAGGAGCACGCGAAGGUGCUCGCGGAGCGCGAGGCGCGGCAGCGCGCGGAGGUGGAGGCGCGCAAGAAGAAGGUUGAAGACGCGCUCGCGCGCGGAGGGGCGCAGCAGCUCGCGGCGUCGAUGGAGGAGCGCGCGCGCGAGGACGCGGAGCGCGCCGCGGCGGAGCAGGCAGCGUACCAGCGGCGACAGGAUGUGGACCGUGCCAAGCGGCGCCGCGACGAGCUGCGGCGCACCGCGGAGCAGCUGAACGCGCUGGACCGCAUGAUGGACCUGCAGCAGCGCGAGCGCGAGCGCGAGCGCCGCGAGAAGGCUGAGCUCGGUGCCAAGGAGCGCAGGGAGGCGGCAGAGCGCCGGCGGCGGGAGAAGGACGCGCGGCGGGAGAGGCGGCAGGCGCAGGCGGCGGACAUCGAGCGGCAGAAGGCGGCGAUGCGGGAGGAGGCGAUGCGGCGGUUCGUGGACGCCAGCGACAUGAUGACGCCGCUGGAGAUGAAGAUCCACAAGAAGGUCAUCACCGGCCAGAGCCGCGCGCUGUUUUGA
Molecule: messenger RNA, 1671 nt
Organism: Pedinophyceae sp. YPF-701
Lineage: Eukaryota; Viridiplantae; Chlorophyta; Pedinophyceae
Source: the annotation of a GenBank genome assembly